CCCAUCCUCAUCCAUCCCUCUCCCUCUGGCGCAUGUCGACCCGCUCCCGCGCCCGCGGCCAUGCGCCGCGCCAGGCGUCCGAGCCGUGCAUCAGCACCAGCGCGCUCGGCGAGGGCGAGACGGAGCGCACGCCCUUGCUCGCAGCCUCCACAUCUGCCUCGCACCCGGGCCUCACCGCCUCCAGCAGCGCCACCAGCACGGCGGCCAACAGCGCCAAUGACCUCGAGGCACGCUGGUCGCGCUGGAAGAGCAAGGUGGCACGCUUUGCACAGGGCAAGCGCCGCGCUCGAGAGGACGAGGAGCAGCUCGAGCCGCGCCUGCUCGUCUCCGUCUUCGACGGCGCGGGCGCAGAUGAGGCGCAGCAGGAGGAGCAGGGAGAGGACGGCAUCUCGGAGAAGGAGCUGUGGCACCAAGUGUCGCAGGUGCGCGCCGCCAUAGCGCAGGGCCUCUAUCCCAAGAUGAUCACCACCGGCUCGUCGGGCUCGUACUUUGCGCGCGCCCGCAUCGCCGUGCCGCGCCACGGCAGCAGCAGCAAGACCGACGCGGUCGUCACGACGCUGGCCGUGUUCAAGCCCAAGGACGAAGAGCCGUACGGCAAUCUCAAUCCCAAGCGUCUCUUCCUGCGCCGCUACUUUUCCUGGGCCAUGGGCCGCCCGUGCUUGAUCCCCAACUUCUCCGCCUAUUCAGAAGUAGGCGCCUCCUACCUCGAUGCGCGCCUCGCAUUGCAUCUCGUGCCGCGCACAGAGCUCGUCUCGCUCGCCAGUCCCAGCUUCCACUACGACUACAAGGACCGCAUGGCGCAUGAGAGACAGGGCAAGGAGCUGCCGGAGAAGCUCGGCUCGUGGCAGACCUUCCUGCCAGGCUACACCAACGCCUCCGACUUUCUGCGCGCGCAUCCCUGGCCUUCGCGCCCGCGUGCACUCCUCGAGCGUGAUCUCGUAGCCGAGGCACGCGCACAUCGCAAGUCGCGCAAGAAGCAGGGCAAGCGGGUGCGCACGUGCCUGGUGGGCGCCAAGCAUUUGCUGCUUUGCAGACAGGGCUGGCAGCCUGAUGAGGAGGAAGAGGAAGAGGAACGGCAGCAGCAGGUCUUGCCGACGAUCUCAGAGGCGCCGACGACGGCACCGCCGAUGCAGCAGCCGGGCUGCGUGGAGGUGGCGGGCGCAAGGGACGUCGUGGCUUCGUUCCAGUGGAACAGCGAGAACAUGCAGAGCUUCCGUCUCGAGCUCGAGAAGCUCGUCUGCCUCGACUAUCUGCAGCGCAACACCGACCGCGGGCUCGACAACUUCAUGCUGCGCCCGUACAUCGACGAGGCCACAGGCGAGAGCCGUGUGGCACUCGGCGCGAUUGACAAUUCGCUUGCCUUUCCGCACAAGCAUCCCGUAGGCAUCCGCAGCUAUCCGAUGGGCUGGCUGUAUCUGCCCGUCGACCUCAUCGGGCACCCGUUCGCGCCGGCGACGCGCACAAGACUCAUCCCUCUGCUGGCGGAUCCGAAGUGGUGGAGCGAGACGAUCGAGGGCCUCAGAGCCAUCUUCUCGCGCGACGAGAUGUUCGACGUGAAGCUCUUUGAGCGGCAGAUGAACGUGAUGCGCGGACAGGGCUGGAAUCUGCUGCAGGCGCUGCGCAACCCUGCUGAGGGCCCGCUGGAGCUGUGCGCACGCCAGAAGCACGUCGUCAAGCAGGAAGUGCUGCGCCUCAGCGAGGCCGAGCUGGCGCGACGCUCGGGCACGCUCUAUCAGCUGCGGCCCGAUGGCCGGCCGAUUCCCAUGCAUCCAGCAGCCACACAGCCGCAGCAGCCUGGAGCUGGCGGUGCACCCACAACAGCAGCCAAAGCUGUGCCGCUCGACGUCAAGCCGCGCCCCUCAGCGUCGGGCAGCAGCUCGCCGGCCGGCGCGCAUCCGCGCUCGCUUCCCGAGACGAUGGAGGGCGUCACUGCAGCAUGGCACAGCGCGCUCGGACAGGACGGCGCGUUCGGCAGCGGCAAGCAGACGCCCGCGUACGAAGGCACGCUGGGCAUCGACGUCGUGGCGCAGGCGGACAAGGUGGCACGCAAGGCUCGCCGGCCGUCGCUGCGCAAGACGCUCACUGGCGCCGUGACGCCUUCGUUCGAGCGCACUCUCUCCUCCUCUUCCAUCCCUGAGGAGGGGAGCGUGCGUGCGCUCAAGCGCAUUCCCGACAACGAGCCGCAGUCGCUCGACGCCGUGGUGCUCGAGGCGGCGCUCGAGGAGGAUCCGAUGGCCUCGUCUACGCCCGCCCUGCCGAGCACGGGCGGUGCUCGCGCUGCUCGUCGCGCACGCUCCAGAGGCAUGAGCGUCAGUGGCUGGAGCAUCACGAGCGAGCGCGUCGGCGCUGCUGGCGCACCUGCGCCGCCAUCAGAGGAGGCAGGCGCCGAGGAAGUCAAGGUCAAGGUCGUCGUCGAGCGUCUCGAGGCAGACGACGGCAUCGCAUGGCAGGCCUGGCUCGGCCUCGGAGCCUAGCAGUCACACCUCGCCUCUCAUCUCACCGCACAUCCGCCGAGUCACCGUCUCAUACCCCGUCCCGUCACGCCCUCGAAGUGUGGAUGCCCGCAAUGGCAGCAUUUGUCUAG
Molecule: messenger RNA, 2584 nt
Organism: Tilletiopsis washingtonensis
Lineage: Eukaryota; Fungi; Basidiomycota; Exobasidiomycetes; Entylomatales
Exons: 7
Coding region: 33-2474 (813 amino acids)
Biological process (GO): endosome organization; Golgi organization; phosphatidylinositol phosphate biosynthetic process
Cellular component (GO): lysosomal membrane; plasma membrane; endosome
Molecular function (GO): 1-phosphatidylinositol 4-kinase activity
Source: RefSeq, a predicted model, not a curated record